Messenger RNA from Carica papaya (papaya), 3628 nucleotides. It is a transcript of the gene MMT, whose product is annotated as methionine S-methyltransferase. Gene Ontology annotation, biological process: biosynthetic process. The record is from RefSeq and is a predicted model, not a curated record. Lineage: Eukaryota; Viridiplantae; Streptophyta; Magnoliopsida; Brassicales; Caricaceae. Gene Ontology annotation, molecular function: pyridoxal phosphate binding; methyltransferase activity.
AUGGCGUUUCACUCCGUUGAUGACUUCCUGAAGGAGUGCCGGCAGUCCGGUGAUGCCGCCUACGCUGCUUUUAGAUCCGUACUUGAACGCCUCGAGGAUCCGAAUACCCGAACUCGUGCGCGGAUCUUCCUCUCUGAGCUCUACAAUCGAGUCGGCUCCUCCGAUCAGUGUCUUCAGACUUAUCAUUUCCGGAUCCAGGAUAUCUACUUGGAUCAAUACGAAGGUUAUCAGGGCAGGAAGAAACUGACAAUGAUGGUGAUCCCCAGUAUUUUUAUCCCUGAAGAUUGGUCAUUCACUUUUUAUGAAGGAUUAAACAGACAUCCAGACUCUAUAUUCAAGGACAGAACAGUUGCAGAGCUUGGCUGUGGAAAUGGAUGGAUAUCCAUUGCCAUUGCUGAGAAGUGGUUGCCUUUGAAGGUGUAUGGCCUCGAUAUUAAUCCUAGAGCAGUAAAGGUCUCUUGGAUAAACCUAUACUUAAAUGCUCUGGAUGAGAGGGGUCAACCCAUCUAUGAUGAAGAGAAGAAAACUUUACUGGACAGAGUGGAGUUCCAUGAGUCUGAUCUUCUGGCUUAUUUUAAGGAUAAUGGCAUUCAGCUUGAACGAAUUGUUGGAUGCAUACCUCAGAUUCUUAAUCCAAAUCCAGAUGCUAUGUCUAAGAUGAUCACGGAAAAUGCAAGUGAAGAAUUUCUACAUUCUUUGAGUAACUAUUGUGCACUUCAGGGUUUUGUUGAAGACCAGUUUGGCUUAGGUCUCAUUGCCAGGGCAGUGGAGGAAGGAAUAUCUGUAAUCAAACCUCUUGGUAUCAUGAUUUUCAAUAUGGGAGGUCGUCCUGGGCAAGCUGUUUGUGAACGCCUGUUUGAACGUCGUGGUGUUCGUGUCACCAAGCUUUGGCAGACUAAAAUUCUUCAAGCAGCUGAUACAGAUAUUUCAGCCUUGGUUGAAAUUGAGAAGAACAGUCCACACCGUUUUGAAUUUUUUAUGGGACUUUCCGGAGACCAGCCUAUUUGUGCUCGAACAGCAUGGGCAUAUGGAAAAUCUGGUGGUCGUAUCUCUCAUGCUUUGUCAGUUUACAGUUGUCAACUUCGUCAACCAGCUCAGGUGAAGAUAAUUUUUGAGUUUCUUAAAAGUGGCUUUCAAGAGAUCAGCAGUUCCUUAGAUUUAUCUUUUGAGGAUGAUUCUGUUGCGGAUGAGAAGAUCCCAUUCCUAGCUUAUCUUGCCAGUGUUUUGAAGGAGAAUUCGUAUUUCUCAUUUGAGCCACCAGCUGGAAGCCAAAGAUUUCGUAAUCUUGUUGCUGGCUUUAUGAAAACAUACCACCGUAUUCCCCUCUCUUCCAAUAAUAUUGUUGUCUUUCCAUCAAGAUCUGUGGCGAUUGAGAGUGCUCUGCGGUUAUUCUCCCCUCGUCUUGCUGUUGUUGAUGAGCACCUGACACGACAUCUACCCAGGAAAUGGUUAACAAACUUAGCACUUGAGAGAACUGCUACUGGUGAUUCAUCUGAAGAUGAAUUAACUGUCAUUGAAGCACCACACCAGUCUGAUUUGAUGAUAGAGCUCAUAAAGAAACUGAAGCCACAGGUUGUGGUUACUGGGAUGGCUCACUUUGAGGCUGUAACGAGCUCAGCUUUUGUGCACCUGUUAGAUAUUACAAGAGAAGUUGGAUGUCGUCUUUUUUUAGACAUAUCUGAUCACUUUGAAUUAUCCAGCCUUCCUGGUUCCAACGGGGUCCUAAAAUAUCUGGCAGGAAAUCCUCUACCCUCACAUGCAGCAAUAGUUUGUGGCCUGGUGAAAAAUCAGGUUUAUUCAGAUUUAGAAGUCGCCUUUGUCAUUACAGAAGAGGAGGCAAUUUUUAAGGCCUUGUCCAAGACCGUGGAAGUAUUACAAGGGAAUACUGCUCCAAUAAGUCAAAAUUAUUAUGGAUGUAUUUUCCAUGAACUGCUAGCAUUUCAGCUUGCUGAUCGACAUCCAGCUGCCGAGAGGGAAAGUGAAAAGGCCAAGUCAGGAGAGAUGAUUGGGUUUUCUAAUUCAGCCAUUUCUCUACUGGACAAUGCUGAGUUGUCAAUUAGUGAUGCUGAGAACAGUUUGUUGAUUCACAUGGAUGUGGAUCAAAGCUUCCUACCCAUACCUUCUCCUGUGAAAGCUGCUAUUUUUGAAAGUUUUGCGAGACAGAACAUGGCUGAGUCCGAAAUCGAUGUCGCCCCUAGUAUCAAACAAUUUAUUAAGAGCAAUUAUGGUUUCCCAACUGAUAGCACCACAGAACUUGUGUAUGCAGAUGGCCCACAGGCCUUGUUUAAUAAGCUCGUUCUUUGCUGCAUUCAAGAAGGUGGAACAUUAUGUUUCCCAUCUGGCUCAAAUGGGAUUUAUGUUUCUGCUGCAAAAUUCUUAAAAGCAAAUGUUUUUAGUAUCCCUACUGAUUGCAGCGAUAACUUCAAGCUAACAGACAAGAUGCUUACCAAAGUACUUAAGACUGUGAAGAAGCCAUGGGUGUACAUUUCUGGUCCCACAAUUGUCCCAACUGGUUUGCUUUACAGCAACAAAGAGAUGGAAGAUAUAUUAAGUACUUGCACGAAGUUUGGGGCAAGAGUUGUUAUUGAUACUUCAUUCUCAGGAUUGGAAUUCAACUCCAAUGGCUGGGGUGGCUGGAACUUGGAAAGCACAUUAUCAAAGCUAAACCCACCUCUUUCUGUGUCUCUACUUGGAGGGAUGUCUCUGAAUUUGCUUAACGGAGCACUAAAAUUUGGGUUUCUGGCUUUAAACCAGCAAAUUUUGGUUGACGCAUUUCAUAGCUUUCCUGGAUUAAGCAAACCACAUACCACUAGUAAAUAUGCUGUAAAAAAGUUGCUCAAUCUGAGAGAGCAAAGACCAGGAGAACUUUUGGAUGUGAUUGCAGAACAAGUAAGAAAUUUGGAGGACAGAUCUAAGCGCUUGAAGGAGACACUCGAGAACUGUGGGUGGGACGUCAUUCAACCCUGUGCUGGUGUUUCAAUGGUAGCAAAACCGACGGCCUACCUUAACAAAACUGUAAAGCUUGGAAAUGCACUUAAAGACGGAAUCAAGCUUGAUGACUCAAAUAUCAGGGAAGUCUUUGUCAACCAAACUGGAUUGUGUCUCAACAGUGGCUCAUGGACUGGAAUUCCGGGUUAUUGUCGCUUCACAUUCGCGCUGGAAGACAACGAAUUUGAGCAGGCACUAGAACGCAUAGUUAAAUUUAGGAGUGUCAUCAGCAACUGAAAGUGCAACAUUCUCAUGUUUUGCUUUCGCACGCACUAUUGUUUUCGCGACUUAGCUGUUGCGAAUAAGCAAGCAUACGAAUUGCUCCUUACAAACUAUUCAUGGAGGUUUGCCGUUGCUUCCAGCGAUAGACAUACGGUGCUUUUCAACUUGAACUGCGAUAAACAACAUUCUCACUGUUUCUGUCACAAUGAAAUUUGUGUUCUCUGCUUCUUUGAUAGAAUAAUACAUGUCUCACCCUACUUAGCUGAUGGUAAUUUGUGGCCGCCAUACCAGUACGUAUUGAUUUGCAGACUGCCAUCUUGUCUCUCCAACAGAAGCUUUGUUCUGGUCUCUUCUGCCAAUUACUGUCAGUUCUGAAUUUGUGAUCAUCUGAUUAAAAAUGUUUUCCUUUGUAGCAAAA